Messenger RNA from Hypoxylon fragiforme, 1172 nucleotides. RefSeq names its product ClpP/crotonase. NCBI's taxonomy places the organism in Eukaryota, Fungi, Ascomycota, Sordariomycetes, Xylariales, Hypoxylaceae. The record is from RefSeq and is a predicted model, not a curated record. The transcript has 2 exons. The coding region runs from base 243 to 1076 and encodes 277 amino acids. Gene Ontology annotation, biological process: fatty acid beta-oxidation. Gene Ontology annotation, cellular component: peroxisomal matrix.
UGCGGGCCCCGAACAAUUCAAUGCUUACUAGUUACAUAGUACUACUAACUACAUAGUUAGUAGUAGAAUCGUAGCUAACCUCUGACUACUUACCAAUACUCAUAGCUAACUUACAAAUUACCGAACGGUUUUGUUCGGCAUCUUAUGUGUUUUUUUUUCUUUGAUCGAUCUAACCUAGAUAUAUACCCAUAGAAUUGCUUGUCUACAUUAGCGAGAGCCACUUCCCUUCACACUCCCCAGCCAUGGCGGACGUAAUCAAAACCGAGUACGCCGGCCGGGUCGCCAUCAUCACCAUCGACAACGAGAAGAAGCUCAACGCCUUGGAUCUCAUGGGCUAUUACGCUCUGAGUCAAGCCCUGCUCGAGGUCGCCAAAAACGACCAAGUCUACAUCACCGUCCUGACUGGAAAGGGACGGUAUUUCUCAUCCGGCGCCGAUACAUCCUCCGUGCUCACUUCCAAGCACCAACCGCCCGCAGCGUCGUCAGACUCGUACCUGCAAGCCCUUCAGGGAUUCGUAGCGAACAACCUGAACCUGACGCGGACCUUCUACACGCACCCGAAGAUCCUCGUCGCCGCGCUCAACGGCCCCGCCAUCGGGCUCUCGGCCGCGCUGACCGCCUUCGCCGACUUCAUCUACUGCACGCCCGACACCUUCCUCCUCCUGCCCUUCUCCUCGCUCGGCCUCGUCGCCGAGGGCGGCGCCUCCCACGCGCUGGCCCAGCGCCUGGGGCUCAGCAAGGCGAACGAGGCCCUCAUCCAGAGCAAGCGCAUCCCGUGCGACGACCUCGUGCGCACCGGCUACGUCAACAAGGUCUUCGGCACCCCCGGCAGCGCCGAGGCCGACAGCAGUGCCUUCCUGAAGCUGGUGCUGAAGGAGAUCGACGACACGAUGGGCGAGCACCUCAACGGCGACAGCCUGCUCGGCGUCAAGGCGCUGAUACAGAAGCCGCACAGGGAGAUCCUCGACAGGCAGAACGUGGCGGAGGUGUUUGCGGGCCUGGAUAGGUUUGUCAAGGGGAUCCCGCAGCAGGAGUUUGAGAAGCUUGCGACGGGCAAGAAGAGGCAUAAGCUAUGAGUGGAUACCUACAUAUCUAGGUAGAUAGAUAGAUAGAAGGCACUUGUUUGAUAUUUUAAGAACAUCCAAUGAUAUAUUUCCCCUUGGGGCGAAGAG